CUCCGAGUGUACCUUCAGAAACGCCAUUCACGCGGCUUUCCCCCAUUUACUAGCAGCUUCUCCCAACAGAAAUCAUAUGUAAUUUUCUCGGCGAAUUCGCUUUUCCUAUGCGUACUUGUGUUAUAAAUUACUUGGUGAUUUUGCGUAGACGUUUUCAUUUAGUAUAGAGCUUCACCAACCCGGCCUUUGGGGUCGCGGGGCCACCCAUUGAUGACCGAAUCUAUCGCCAUAUCGUUUGAACCCUACCCAGGCCAGCCGAUGCCCAAGGGCUCUGCGGUUGUUGCCAAUGACAUCAUUGCCUUCUACGCUAUACACUCUGCUGCCAUACUCGCAAUAUCCUUGUCUUUGAUCGGCUGUACAUUUGUCAUUGGAAGGAGUUUGUAUCUACGAAGCUUUGCAACGUUGUAUGAACGGUUUCCUCUAUACUUGGCCUUUGCGGACCUUAUGUUUGCAGCCACCCACAUAGCAGACCAUCUGCAAGUGGUCGUCACCAAGCACUACCCAUCACCGACCUAUUGUAGACUACUGGGCGUCCUCGUUGCUCUCGGAUGGGGUUACUCAAUGUUAGUCAAUGCAAGCCUUGCGGCGCAGUGUUGGUUACGAACCGUAAAGCACAUUCAUCUGGAUCUCGGGGCGUACGAAUGGAAGCUCCAGGCGCUGGUACUGACGUUCUUGACUCUCAUGAUAUCGAUUGGGUUGGCGAUUGAUGGUUUCGGAGUGGGCCCUUAUUACAUCAUCUUUAAGACAACAUCGCCGGGGGGAAUAGGGAUUUGGAUAUUCUUUGGGAACAUUGUUGUCCCAGCUGUUGCAUCCGUUAGUGCACUUGCAGGCUACUCUACGCGCAAACACAUACGGAAUUUGCUCGACGAGCUAAACUCGUACGUAAAAGAUGAUGCAUCGCUACGCAUGUCGACGCAUACAGCAGAUCUUCGUAUGUUGAAUUUUAUUAUUGUGAGCUUGUUGCAAUACGUUCCAGUCAUUUUCAUGACAAAUAUGAUGCUGUUCAACGACGAUGGAAAGCUGGCAAACAAGGUUUCAUAUUUCAUUGGUGUCCUGCUAGGGAAUUCGGGUGGAGCCUUCAACUUUCUGGUGUAUAUGAUGAACGAGCGAGCGACAUGUACCAGUAAGACGUCCAAGGAAGAAGGACGUACAAUGAGAGAGGCUGUUCCUAGUUUUGUUUGCCAGGCACAAUGGAACAAGAGCCAAUCGCCAGUUACACAUAUCCCUGGUGAUGACAUUGGCACACCAGAUGCCUGGGCAGAAGAGUAAUUUCAAGUGUUGCCUUUAUCGGGGGGUUAUUUUUUUACAUGUAUGCAAAUAUACCCAUAAUCUUAAUGCAAUAUUCAAGAAUGUAUAAUCUCAAUGCGAA
Molecule: messenger RNA, 1369 nt
Organism: Spizellomyces punctatus DAOM BR117
Lineage: Eukaryota; Fungi; Chytridiomycota; Chytridiomycetes; Spizellomycetales; Spizellomycetaceae
Exons: 5
Coding region: 211-1269 (352 amino acids)
Biological process (GO): adenylate cyclase-activating G protein-coupled receptor signaling pathway
Cellular component (GO): plasma membrane
Molecular function (GO): G protein-coupled receptor activity
Source: RefSeq, a predicted model, not a curated record